Acipenser ruthenus (sterlet) is the source of this 5169-nucleotide messenger RNA. RefSeq names its product cAMP-dependent protein kinase catalytic subunit alpha. The coding region runs from base 929 to 2059 and encodes 376 amino acids. Gene Ontology annotation, molecular function: ATP binding; protein kinase A regulatory subunit binding; cAMP-dependent protein kinase activity. The transcript has 10 exons. Gene Ontology annotation, cellular component: nucleus; cAMP-dependent protein kinase complex. Gene Ontology annotation, biological process: peptidyl-serine phosphorylation. The record is from RefSeq and is a predicted model, not a curated record. Lineage: Eukaryota; Metazoa; Chordata; Actinopteri; Acipenseriformes; Acipenseridae.
AGACUGCAAGCUGGAUGGGCCUAGGACUUUGUUUCUCUUUGAUUGUUGGCAGGUACCUGAAUGGAAAAAGCUGAGACACUGACAAAGUUCUGUGCCUGCAAAAGAGUUUGAGUGGUUUUGAUUUUAAUUAAUUUUUUUUUUUUUCCUCUGGAACUCCUCGUUUUAAUUUAUUACUACAUUAUUUAGGAUGAUGGAUUGUUAAGACAAGCCUUUUCAUUUUACAGCCCCUUUGCUACCAAAAAUAGUUCAGCUGUAAAUACGGAACGUGGGAGUGUUUGCGUGUGAUCAGGCCCUGUCCAGUGCAGCUUCUUUUGAGCAAAGCAAUACUGGGAAAGCUGGAGGAAGAACGGCUGUAAUUGCACUGCUUGAAACAGGACCGCGUUGUAAACCCUGCCUGUACACUUGGGGAAAGCCUCUUGAGACUGCCAGGCCGGUUCAGUGCUGUGAAGUCUGCUUCACACAGGCGAAGCUGGAAACCUUAGCUGCCUUGCUUAGGGGCACAGCAAAGGGAGAAACUAAUGUUGAGAAGGACCUUUGAAUAGAAAGCUUUCUUCUACUGUUACAGCAAGUGUUACUUGCUGAGGCUAGUGACGGCCAGUUGCAGUUUUUUGUGAUUUUUGCAUGUGCUGUAUAGACUGUAUGAACCAGGCUGGGAGAAUAGGAUUGUCUUUUUCAAAUGGAAGUAUGGGAAGUGCCUGCCAAAAAUAAAACUCAAAAAGGAAGCCCUACAACCCCACUGGAGUAGAAGGCGUUUCUUUCACUGAAGCGUCAGCAGCAUACAUCCAGAGACCUGCUAGUAAUAGCGGCUGUGUCUCAUUCUACCUGUGGUUACUGCUCACGAGUGCUGCUCUGAUCCACUUGCUGUGUCUGUCGGUGGGGCUCUGCACUGCCCCCUGGUGUGCCCCAGUGGGAGGGACACUGGUUGGCAAUGUCGGCUCUUCACAGGCUGGCAGGACGGCUGUUUCAACGCAGCCCCCGCAAUGAAGGCCAGGAAACUGAUGGGGGAACCGAAUCUGUGUUUGAGGACCAAGAAGACAGUAAGAAAUGUGUGAAGGAGUUCCUCGCAAAAGCCAAAGAAGAUUUUCUGAAGAAAUGGGAGAAUCCAGCACAGAACACAGCCUCUCUGGAUCAGUUUGAGAGGUUGAAGACUCUGGGUACAGGCUCAUUCGGGAGGGUCAUGCUGGUGAAGCACAAAGAGACAGGCCAGCAUUUUGCCAUGAAGAUCCUGGAUAAACAGAAGGUGGUGAAGCUCAAACAGAUCGAACACACGCUGAACGAGAAGCGAAUCCUCCAAGCAGUCAGCUUCCCAUUCCUGGUCAGGCUGGAGGACUCCUUCAAGGAUAAUACCAAUCUGUACAUGGUGAUGGAGUACGUGCCUGGGGGGGAAAUGUUCUCACACCUCAGGAGGAUUGGUCGCUUCAGUGAGCCCCACGCCCGCUUCUAUGCUGCCCAGAUCGUCCUGACCUUCGAGUACCUUCACUCUCUCGACCUCAUCUACAGGGACCUGAAGCCAGAGAACCUGCUGAUUGACCAUCAGGGAUACAUCCAGGUAACAGAUUUUGGGUUUGCCAAGCGGGUGAAAGGCAGGACCUGGACGCUGUGUGGGACCCCAGAGUACCUUGCUCCCGAAAUCAUCCUGAGCAAGGGUUAUAACAAAGCAGUGGACUGGUGGGCCCUGGGGGUGUUGAUUUAUGAGAUGGCAGCGGGAUACCCCCCCUUCUUUGCAGACCAGCCCAUCCAGAUCUACGAGAAGAUCGUCUCUGGGAAGGUGCGGUUCCCCUCCCAUUUCAGCUCGGACCUGAAGGACCUGCUGCGGAACCUGCUGCAGGUGGACCUGACCAAGCGCUUCGGGAACCUGAAGAACGCGGUAGUCGACAUCAAGACCCACAAGUGGUUCGCAACGACCGACUGGAUCGCAAUAUACCAGAGGAAGGUGGAGGCUCCUUUCAUCCCCAAGUGCAAAGGCCCGGGUGACACCAGCAACUUCGAUGACUACGAGGAGGAAGAAAUACGAGUCUCCUUCACAGAGAAAUGUGGCAAGGAGUUUUCAGAGUUCUAGAGUCGGCCCUUGAGAGAGAGAGAGAGAGAGAGAUACCAAGAGGAGAGGCCUGCUUUGUCAGCUACAAAACUACAAGCAAACCAACGCUGUUUAUUUACUUUUUUUAAUACAUUUUGUUCAUUUUUGGUUUGGUUGGGUUUUAAAAUGAAGGACAGGGUAAAUGCCUGGCUCAGUACAGUAUAGUAACAUUUUAUUUUUUACAUUUUUAAAUGGUUUUAUCCAAUUUGACCCAUUUAAAUAGAAGAAAAUACAGUAUACAGCUUUUGAAAUAUGUUCUGUUAUUAAAAAGCUGUAGAUGUUUUUUUUUUUUUAAUAAUUAAAGGGUAACAUAGAUGGUAUUGUAAAAAGCUGAUUUUUGAAAAUGUAUUUCCUACAUUUGUAACGUGCUGUCACCAAGGUUUGCAGUUCCCCGUUGUACUUUUAAACUCUAUUUAGCAAAGACAUUUUGCACAACUAUUGAACUAGAUCAAAAUGAGGCUGUGGUGUGUGUUUUUUUUUUAUAUAUAUAAAGAGACCACACUCACUUUUUAGGUUAAUGUUAAUUUGUAACAAUAUAUUUAGACCUCUCUUCAUUGGCACAUAGAGAGAGAUGAAAAUGACCAGACCACUUUAAGGUCAGUUGGCGAGCUAGAAAACGGACUCCCUGUCUGUCGGAGCUUCAGAACUGAGGACUGGUUGGAAUGACUGAUGUAAACCGACACAAGAAACAUUUGCAGACGACCCAUUUUUGCUUAAUCUUUCUGGGAAUGGGGUAAUUGUAAAGUUGUUUUGUAGCUCUGUAGCGUAGAUUAUGUUUGUCUGCCAACCCUUCAAGAAGACCUCCUUUUCUGUUUUAUUACAGUGUUGUCUGCUUACUUUACAUCACACUGUGAAAGAAGUUUAAAAUUCCCAGGAAAGAGUCUUUCUGCAUUUGUUUUAACUAAGCUCUUCCAUGGGGGGAAAAAAAAAAUCAAAACAACAACUUUGGUUAAUUGUUACCGAAAGCUAUUGAAAAUAUAUUCAUUACCGUAAAUGUUUUCCGUUUUCGUCACACUUUCUUUAAUAUGCAUCGUAAACUCGAAUUUAAAAACCAAACGAAUGCCCUGCAUUAGUGUAGGAACAAUAACCCAUUGUGAUAUAUACUUUUAAAUGAUUUAUCUGUAUUGUGAAAGGAAUGCUGUACACCGAAUGGUACCUGAUGCAGCUCUAAUUCUUUCGAUGGUUUUUGGUGGCUGAUUUUGCCAGUUUGUACAGCUGAGGCGAAGCCAGUGAAGAUGUAUGGGUUUAUUCACGUGAUUUAUGAUCAUUGUAAUUAUUGUGAGAAUUGUAGGCCAGUUAUCUAAAACAGAAAAUGGCAUUCGCCCCUAAUAACUCCACUCUGUGAACCAGUCUGCUGAACUUUGCUGGAUUUAAAUAAUCCCUGGACAGCCAUGCUGAGCGUGUGUGGGACGAUGGUAAAAACCUCAAGCAGCAUGGGAGAGAGGAUUAUUGAAAACACAGCAAAAACACGACCGUCCACUGGCACGUUUUGAGUACUUCCACAGGGGAAUCCGUUCCAGUAUCGAUGCUGCAGGGUACAGCAUGUAAAUCCUAAAUAUCAAAAAUUGUUUCUGUUGAUAUUGCUGGAGACAGGCACAGGAAAGUAAAUUGUUCUAAACACUCCACAGUGCUAAGUAAAGCUUUCAUUUAAUUAAACACUCUAUUUAUAUAAACCUUUUGAAAUAUCUGAAGCAAGUCAUGCACCAGGCGACCAGCGCCAUCUUGUGGUUUGGAGGUGAAACUUGGCGUGUGGCUUUAAAACAAACGAAAUAUUUCAAAUUGAGGGGAUUGUUAUUUUGUGGUGAAUUUUGUAUGAAAUGUUAAAUAUCGUGUGUCCUCUACAGAGGCUAGUGUGUUUAAACUGAGGGAGUCCAGGUUGUACAGUAAUGUGGAAAUGCUUCCAGCACUGCAGUAAACUUUUGCUUUCCAAGAUCAGUGUUUAUGAAGAUGUGCACGCUGUUGGUUUGUGGUCAACAUAAUGUUUAAAUGUGCUGGCUUUGUCUCUUUGUUUUUAUUUUAUGUGUUUUUUAAAGCCAAGUGAACCGCCAAUCCUGUGGUUUUAUGAUUAUAACGGUUAUCAUCCGAGUUCUGAUUGGUGAAAGCGCACUGUCCAAUGGGAAGGCAAGAUUCCAUACCAGAUACUGUAUGUAAACUGAGACCUGAACAGCAUUCCCCUCUGAAUGAAAAACUGUCAUCUGUAGCUUAAACAAUCAAUACUAAAAGAAAGUAAACGAUUGCCAAACGUUUCGACUUGAAGGAAUUGACAAAUGCUUCUCGUCUUUGUCAUUUUAUUAGGUUUCUUAAUGAAACACUUAGAUUGUGGCUGUGACGAAUACACAUGGUGAAUCAAAACUCUGAACCUUUUUUUUUUUUCCUGCCUUUUCAUUGAAGUGUUUCUGGACCAUGUUACGCAAUACGCAGAAAUGCUGGACUUGUGUACAGAACUAUUGGGCAGUCAUUCUGAGUGCAGUUACAGGUUGGCAACAGAAACUAUAUUUGUUUUAAUUCAUCACAGAAGCUGAAUACGCAACUCGGACGCACAGAUCAAGCAGAGCUGUAACCCAGAGUGAGGCUUUCUCUCUCUCUCUCUCUCCUCUCUCUCUCUCUCUCUCUCUCUCUCUCUCUCUCUCUCUCUCUCUCUCUCUCUCUCUCCUCUCUCUCUCUUCAAGCUAGAAAAUGGUUGCCAUCUCCUUUUUUACUUUGUCAUUCAGUGUUUCACUUUUAAACAAAUACAUUUCAGUCUUAGGUCUUUUUUUAGGGAUAUGAUUUUAUUUUCUAAAUGUAUGUACAAUCACAUGAUUUCUUAUUUGUUUGAUUUCUUCCCAUGACACAUAUACAGUUAUUGGUGUGUUGUUAAACCCUCCCCUCCCCUAACACCACCACGGGAACUAAGUUUUUUUUUUUUUUAAAAAUCCUCCAUUUCUGCCUUUCACAGUCUUACAUCAUCCUUUUAUCUUCUUUUCCAUUAGAGAAUCUUAAACGACAAAGACAAAAAAAAGACAAAUACAAUUACAAAAAAAAAAAAAAAAAGUCUAAUAUUUUGCAACAUACAAGUAUCAUUCCAAUAAAGUUUUACUUGGUAAAAUUGAAAA